UGUGCGAUCACGUAGGCUGCUAGAUGCUUACGUGAAGUUGUGUGCCAAUUAGAAUCAGCGCGAAAUCGACAGAGAUAGUGCGAUAUUUGGGUUUACCCGAGACGCCCCUGGCGAGGGUGAGGAGUCAAAGGGAGCUGGGAAACUGGGGAGGGGAUUCCAAAUCCUGACAGCUUUAUGGAGCCCAGUUCUGGCAGGCUCCCAGGACUCGAAGCCACCAGACCCCACAUGGAACCAAGGGCCUCGUGUCCAGCCGCUGCGCCCUCGGUAGAGAGGCAGUUCCGUGUCCUUGUGGGUGUCACUGGGAGUGUGGCGGCCCUGAAGUUACCUCUCCUGGUGUCACAGCUUUUGGACAUUCCUGGCCUGGAAGUAGCAGUGGUCACAACUGAAAGAGCCAAACAUUUCUACAGCCCCCAGGACAUUCCUGUCACCCUCUACAGCGAUGCGGAUGAAUGGGAGAUGUGGAAGUGCCGGUCUGACCCAGUUCUCCACAUUGACCUUCGGAGGUGGGCAGACCUUAUGCUGGUGGCUCCUCUCGAUGCCAACACUCUGGGGAAGGUGGCCAGUGGCAUCUGUGACAACUUGCUUACCUGUGUCAUCCGGGCCUGGGACCGCGGAAAGCCCCUGCUCUUCUGCCCAGCAAUGAACACUGCCAUGUGGGAGCAUCCCCUUACCUCGCAGCAGGUGGGCCAGCUCCAGGCCUUUGGCUAUAUCGAGAUCCCCUGUGUGGCCAAGAAGCUGGUGUGUGGAGACCAAGGUUUGGGGGCCAUGGCUGAGGUGGACACCAUUGUGGACAAAGUGAAGGAAGUUCUCUCCCAGCAUGCUGGCUUUCAGCAGGGUUGAACCCAGGAUCUCUCAUGUGUGUCCCUCUGUACCCAGUGUGUUUUCAGGCCAUGUCAGUGAAGGUGGACAUUGGCAAAGUAUGGCGGGAAUUCACCUUUGCUGAGUAGGGGUCUAGCCUGGGUCUGCUCCACACUCUCCAAGGGCCCGACCUGCCCCAAGGUAAAUUGGCCCAGGUCUCAACUUCUUUCAGCCAGGAGACUCCUUGCUAUCUGGAGUUCCUCCCCUCCUUUUCCUGGGAUGGUUCCAGCAAGCCAGAGGGGCAAGCUGCUGCAUUGUCCCUGUGCCUCUAGGAGGGGACUGAGGAGUGACUGGCCAACCUGAUUCCCCAUUGUGCCCAGGAACCACUUUUAGAAAUGGUCUCAGCUGGAGAUUCCCAGUGUGGUGGGCCCCUGGCUAGGCCUUUGGAACUUCAGCUGCCCUGCAGGGUCAGGAAAGCCUACACGUUGCAAAGACCCUGAUCAUGCUGUAAGAUUGGGGGUACUGGGAAAUAAAGAAAAGUGACCUUUUGAGAGACUCCUUCCUUCUUUCACAGCCCAUCUGUGGUCUCAGAGAUCGGGGUGUUGCUAGGUGUGGGUGAGGAAGGAUCUGGUGCUUGUUAGGCCCCAUGGCAUACAGUGGUUAAGGGCAAAGGGCUCUGAAGCAAGACAGCCCUAGUUUAAAUCCCAGCUCUACCACCUGCUAGCAGUGGGACCUUGGCUCAGGGCUCAGUCUUUCUGACCCUCACUUUCCUCAUCUGUAUUACUCUACCCUCCCAGAGUUAUUAAGAGAAUCAAAUGAGAUAAUUUGUGUAGAAUAACCACCCCCCUGAGUGCCUCCUACAUAGUAAAUGUAAAAUAAAUGGAAGUUUAUUCCUAACAUUA
Molecule: messenger RNA, 1700 nt
Organism: Myotis brandtii (Brandt's bat)
Lineage: Eukaryota; Metazoa; Chordata; Mammalia; Chiroptera; Vespertilionidae
Gene: PPCDC
Product: phosphopantothenoylcysteine decarboxylase
Exons: 6
Coding region: 175-840 (221 amino acids)
Biological process (GO): coenzyme A biosynthetic process
Cellular component (GO): phosphopantothenoylcysteine decarboxylase complex
Molecular function (GO): FMN binding; phosphopantothenoylcysteine decarboxylase activity
Source: RefSeq, a predicted model, not a curated record